AUGUCAGCCAAGAAAAAAUCUAUAAUUUUUACUGAUGACAUAGACGAGAUGUUGCUGAAGGAGGUAAACUUCUACAACCCAUUUAAAACCCCAGCUCGCUGGACAGAAGUAGCUGAAUCUUUGACUGGUCUGUUAGAGUUAACAAGUCCUUGCACUGCAAGAACUGUGAAAGAAAGAACUGUCAGGAUUAUUGCUAAGUGGAAAAGUAGUGAACUUGCAUCCCAAAAAGCGAGUGGCAUUCAACAAGAUUACACAGAGUUACAGAAACUGAUGAUUGAUGUUACUGAAUUAGAGAAGGAGGCAGAAAUAGAAAUUGCUGAAAAAAGAAAGACAACGAAUCCUAAAAUGAAAGCAAAAACUGACGCAGAAAAACUUAAAGAGGGAAAAGCAGUUCGAGAUAAAGCACUGCUGUGCUUCUCUAAGAAAGGAAAAUUGGAUGGUGUGAAAGAUGAGAUGAAUGAAAGGCCAGAACAAGAAACCGAGAACCAGGAUUCUGACACUGGUGAUGUGGAACCUCCAAAACCAAAGAAGAUAAAGAAAAAGGCAAAAGAGGACCCCUUGCUUAGCAUCUUAGCGAGAAAGCUGGAGCUUGAUGAACUAAAAGAACAGCGUAAAAUGCAAGAACUUGAAAUCAGAAAGCAGGAGUCUGAAAAUCAAAAGGCCCUUAUUGGUGCACUUAUUAAUCAAAAGAGCAACUGA
Messenger RNA from Lingula anatina, 699 nucleotides. RefSeq lists its product as uncharacterized. Lineage: Eukaryota; Metazoa; Brachiopoda; Lingulata; Lingulida; Lingulidae. The record is from RefSeq and is a predicted model, not a curated record.